This is a messenger RNA of Nothobranchius furzeri (turquoise killifish), 1213 nucleotides long. Its product is annotated as Ferritin, lower subunit-like. The record is from RefSeq and is a predicted model, not a curated record. Gene Ontology annotation, cellular component: cytoplasm. Gene Ontology annotation, molecular function: ferric iron binding; ferrous iron binding. Gene Ontology annotation, biological process: intracellular iron ion homeostasis; iron ion transport. NCBI's taxonomy places the organism in Eukaryota, Metazoa, Chordata, Actinopteri, Cyprinodontiformes, Nothobranchiidae.
GUAGGGUGUAUUGUUUUUAGCUAAUCGUUUUAGCUUACCAGUUUAGUCUGUUAGCGUAGCAAAAACUACACUUUACGCAUUUUUAUUUCACAUCUGUGCUCCGCAAGCUCUACAUUGAUCUGGUGGCGUUGCCCGUCAGCAUGUUGUGUAAAGUUUUCAGGAGAUGACGUCAGUACCGCUAAUUAACCCUCAACUUGUUAUCAACUCGUAACACAUGGCUUUGGGGCUGGGCUUCAAUGAGGCCUUAAAUACUGGGGCUGUCUGUGGACGCUGACUGACUAAAGCUGCAGGCUUCUGUCCGAGUUGGACUAAAACAAAUUAGCUAAACGAUACAAUUCCAGAAUGCAGUCUGUGGUAAAACAAAACUUUCAUCAGGAGACUGAAGGAGAUGUCAACAGACUCAUCAACCUGAAGCUCAGUGCUUCUUACACCUACCUUGCCCUGGGCAUGUACUUUGACAGGGAUGACGUUGCCUUGCCGCACUUUUCCAGUUUUUUCCUGGAGCUCUCAGAGAAGGAAAGGGAACAGGCAGAGAAGCUGCUGGAAUAUCAGAACAUGAGAGGAGGCCGAAUUUUGCUCCAGACUAUCGCUAAACCGAGCAGAGAGGACUGGAGAGGGGGUUUGGAUGCUCUGACCUUUUCCCUGGAAUGUCAGAAGACCCUUAACACUUUAAUCCUUGAUGUGCACCGCAGAGCUGACGGCCAUAAAGACCCACAUCUGUGUGACUUCCUCGAGAAGAACUUUCUGGUUGACAGCCACGACACCAUCAAGAAACUUGGCGAUCAUGUCGGCAGUCUGAGCCGUCUCACUGGCUCUGCGGCAGAAGGAUCCAUGGGCGAAUACCUGUUUGACAGACACACACUGUAAACUUUGUUCCACAAAUGCAAAGAGAUUAAAAGUCCAUAAUGCAUUGCAUCAUUUUCUAUUAAACCUGAUGAGAGUAAUUGCACUGUUUACCCACAAUCUGAUAUUUUUGUAAUACCAGUAGUAUGCAAGAAAAUGUCAGAACAAGCUGAAUUGAAAUACCUCAUUUUGUAAACUGGAGGAAUGUUCUCAUGAAAAUGUUACAAAACUGCAGAUUUUCUUACUUGUGGCGUGAAUCACCUGAUGUGUCAUAUAUUCCAGCAUCCCCAUUAUCCUGCUAGCAUUCACAUUUUAAAGUUAUUGAAUGGAUUUGGAAUUUUGAAAAAUAAAAUUUGCAAUUGCCAACAAA